Scophthalmus maximus (turbot) is the source of this 3208-nucleotide messenger RNA. It is a transcript of the gene net1, whose product is annotated as neuroepithelial cell transforming 1. NCBI's taxonomy places the organism in Eukaryota, Metazoa, Chordata, Actinopteri, Pleuronectiformes, Scophthalmidae. Gene Ontology annotation, biological process: intracellular signal transduction; positive regulation of Rho protein signal transduction. The record is from RefSeq and is a predicted model, not a curated record. The coding region runs from base 256 to 1920 and encodes 554 amino acids. The transcript is spliced from 9 exons. Gene Ontology annotation, molecular function: guanyl-nucleotide exchange factor activity.
CACUAUACCUCAGACCAAAGUUUAGAAGAGUGUGUGUAGGUGCGUGUGUGUGAGGGGAGCUUUCUGAAAGCUUCACCCCCCGAGGAAAGAAGACGACGACUAGGAGAACUAGUGCAUUCAUUUAUUGAGGGGUUUUUCUUUUACGCUCACACAACCCUUGAUUUUCAUCAACUUUUUUUUUUCUCUAAUGUGGAUUACUCGGAGCUGACCCGCCAGGAUAUAAAAAAAGGAUAUAUUGUGUUUUUGCUGAAAGCUAUGGUGGCUUACGAUGAACUGGGUAGUUUGGUGCCUAUCAAACGGACUCUGCAAGUGAUAGACUACCAGAACCAAGCCAACAAAGAGUCAGAGGAACCCAGCAACAAGCGUGUCCGUCCUCUCGGCAGGGUGACGUCGCUAGCCAACCUCAUCUCUCCGGUGAAGAAUGGGGCCGUCCGGCGCUUCGGCCAAACCAUCCAGGCCUCGUUCCGGGGCGAUGGCAAGUCGCCGGGCGUGCCCCAGAAGCCUUGCAGCAAGGCAGCGGCCCCCACGCCGCCUAAGAGGAGGAACAGCACGCUGUGGUCUGAGACACUAGAUGUCCACCAGAAGGGAACUUUGUCCACAAAAGAGAUCAAGCGGCAGGAGGCCAUAUUUGAGCUGUCUCGUGGAGAACAGGACCUGAUUGAGGACCUCCAGCUUGCACGCAAGGCGUACCAUGACCCAAUGCUGAAGCUCUCCAUUAUGUCCGAGGAGGAGCUCACUCACAUCUUCGGCAACCUGGAUGCCUACAUCCCUCUGCACGAGGACCUGCUGGCCCAGCUCUCCAAAGCAACGGGACCAGACGGGACCGUGGGCCAGAUCGGACAGAUUGUCGUGAGCUGGCUGCCCAGGCUAAACGCCUACAAGGAGUACUGCAGCAACCAGCUGGCAGCCAAGGCGCUGCUGGACCAGAAGAAGCAGGACAGGCGGGUGCAGGACUUCCUGCAGCGAUGCCUUGAGUCGCCCUUCAGCAGGAAGCUGGACCUGUGGAGCUUCCUGGACAUUCCACGCUCCCGCCUGGUCAAGUACCCACUGCUGCUUAAAGAGAUACUGAGACACACUCCGCCAGAGCACCCAGAUGUUGGUAGCCUGGAGGAAGCGAUCACCAUCAUCCAGGGCGUUCUGUCUGAUGUCAACAUGAAGAAGGGAGAGUCUGAGUGCCAGUACUACAUUGACAAGCUGGAGUAUCUGGACGACCGACAGAAGGACCCUCGCAUUGAGCAGUGCAAGAGCCUGCUGUGUCACGGGGAGCUGCGUAACAAGAGCGGCACGAAGCUGCACGUGUUCCUGUUUACUGAGCUGUUGGUUCUCACUCGCCCCGUCACCAGGAACGAGCGCCAGUGUUUCCAGGUUUACCGACAGCCAAUCCCAGUGCAGGAUCUGGUGCUGGAGGACCUGCAGGACGGAGACGUCCGAAUGGGCGGCUCCUUCAGAGGCGCUUUCAGCAACGCAGACAAAGCCAAGAACAUUUUCAGAGUGCGCUCUCAAGACCUGAGCCAAGCGCAGUCCCACACGCUGCAAGUCAACGACAUCUUCCACAAGCAGCAGUGGCUCAACUGCCUCCGGAGCGCCAUUUCCGUCCACCGGCCCCUCAACGAGCCCACCACCCCCUGCCCGCCAAAGAGCUCCGCGCGCUCCAUGCGCCGCCCCUCCUCAGUGUCAGCCAUCAUCCACAUGGAGGAGGCGGACGAGAACUGCCUGCAGCCCGCCUCCCAGUCUGCCCCCAGCUCGCCGUGCAACAGCACAACCCCCAGCCCAACCACGACGUCCCCUUCAUCCUGCUCUUCAUCCUCAUCCUCUUCCUCAUCUUCAUUGUCCCCGCUCUCCUCGUCAACGUCGCACAAAACCAAAAAGGACAAGAAGUCUCUGUGUUCGUUAGGGAAGAGAAAAGAGACCAUGGUGUGAAUUUGAGCUGGCAGGAGACAACGGACUCCCGGGUGGACAUUUUCUUUUCUGUACAUAAAUGUUAAAGAACAGCGCAGAGGAGCGCGGGACUUGUAUUUAUGUGUGUCUGUGUGUGUGUGUAUUAAUACAACAGUGUUCUGUGUUACUGUCCUCUUUGGCAGCUAUUUACCUGACCCCUACUUCCAAGUGCACCGCACAGAGACACAGUGUUGGAGCGACGUGCUCGCCCCCACCAGCUCUUAAAGGGAUCUGUGUCACGAGUGGGUUUCUUGAAGAUAGAGGUGGUGCAUCCAAUCGUGUUUACUAUUAAUUUGAUAUUUAAACAUUAUUUUAGACCAUUUUUGGGGAGUUAAUGAAAGUUUUACAUUUUUAUAUUCUAAAAUGAAUUGUAUUUUUUUUUUUUUUUUUUGAUAUCAUAAAGCAGCACUGUUUUAGAUUUUAGGUGAAGUAUUUUAAAUUCUGACCAUGUUCGAGAGGGAACAAAGAAACAGAACAGAUGUAUACACAAAGCUACAACCUUUUCUGUAAAAGUCUGAUUUUUAGAUGAAUGAGAAGAUCUUAUUUUUAUACAUUCCUUAAACGACAUGUUUGGACCCGGACACUUUUUUGUUUUUCAGAUACUGUAGUCAGAGGCAUUAACUUAAAUCCCGAUCAAAUGAGAUUUCAUUUUCGCACUGCUAGAACAAAGACAACACUAUGAUUAAUAGAAAAAGAAAUCAUCAGGUGUUGACAUCAUGUCGGAGAAGAGAUGAGUUUUGUUUUCACACACAAAAUUUUUUACUGAGCCAUGUUGGUUUUUUUAUUUUUUAAAAAGAUGACUUUUCAGAAUGAAACUUUUUCAGUGUAGCAUCUUGCAUGGAGCUGCAGCCGUGGGCUCUGCUCGCACCUGCGGAGGCAGCAAUGAUGGAUUGACCUGUCCUGAGGGACGGGACGGGUGAAGUUGUAAAGGACGAGAGGAAUGUUGUCUGAAGGCCGAAGAGAUGAGAGGAAGACGAGAUGGAUUGUUGGAUAUGUUUUGGAAGAGGAAAGAUUGUCAGUGCAAGAUGUGUAAAUCCAACAACUGUCAGAGGACGUUGAUGUGAUAUCUUGCUCAUCGAUGGAUUAAAGAUGGUAAAACUCAAGUGAGUGGAAUCAGUGGGAAAAAGAAGGUAGGGGAAGAGAGAGACGCAAAAGAAGGAUUUUGUAUGUGUUUGUCAUUGAGAUGGAACAAGAGGAAAGAAGGCAAUCUGCUUGCCACAAACUGUAUUUAAUGAAAGAACAAUAAAAGUCUGUAAGAUUUGCAUCUGAA